AUGGCAAACAAGUUUGGAUUAGGGUCUUUACCUCUAGAAUCUAAAAAUCCCAUGAGUUCUACGGCGUUUAUAAACAAAGCGAAACCUUUUUUCGUGGAUCAAAUCGGAGACACCUUACAAGGGGAUAUCGAUAUGAACAAUUUCAAAAUAACUAAUUUAAAGUUUCCAGGAAACGAUAACGAUGCCGUGAACAAGAAAUAUUUACUGGAUCAAAUAAACGCAAUUCAAAUAGAUAAGGACCAUGUUGAAAACAGAAUAAAUGACGUGAAGAAAUACUUCAGACGAAAUAUUAAAAAUCUUGUGAACGAACCCAAACUACAACAAGAGUUAACGAGUUUGAAACGUCUUAUUCAAGUGGAUAAAACAAGUGAGUUGAUAUCUAAAUUAGACGAUAAGAUUACGAAGGUAAAAAUAGACGUCCAACGUUUAAUAGACAACCCAAAUGUAAACGAGGAUAGAUUGAAACGAAAACUAGCCGCUUUGGAAAGAAAACUUGGCGAAUUGCUAGCAGAACUAGACAAGACCGCGGACAAAACCGAGUUACAAAAUUCGAUAUCCAAUUUGAACGAAAAGAUCGCGAAGCAAAAAUCAGAUGUUCAAGAUAUAAUUAACACACUUCCCAUUGACAAAGAUACGUUGAAACGACAAUUGACUGCUUUGGAUACUAAAAUCACGGACGAAUUAGAAAAAGAAGUGGGUGUGAUUAUUUUUUGA
Molecule: messenger RNA, 714 nt
Organism: Lottia gigantea (owl limpet)
Lineage: Eukaryota; Metazoa; Mollusca; Gastropoda; Lottiidae
Exons: 1
Coding region: 1-714 (237 amino acids)
Source: RefSeq, a predicted model, not a curated record